GUAACGACCGCAAUGAUAGCCUUAUAAAAGCACAACUACGUAUAACAGUGCAAACAAUGCGUGGAAGUGCUUCAUUCUGAUUCCUAUUAAUAUAGUGUACAAAUGAAUUGCACAUUUCACAUUUUAUAUCUAAAAUUUUACAUUUUACACUUUUAUCGUUUCUUUAUUUAAUCUUUUUCCUUUUUAUAUACAUUUUUAGUGAUAUUAUGGAAUACGAAACUAACGUGAUAAAUUCAAGAAGUAGAAAAGAUAGAAGUAUUGUUUCUGUCAUAAGUCUAGCUAAUCGAGUCGUUUGUAAGAUAACCUGAAAUACGCGUUUUUAAAUGUAAAAUGCUAGAAAAUCAUCUUUUAACACUGUAUUCGGUAUUCAGGACGAAAUCAAGUAAUAGCAAGGAAAAUCAUUAACUUAGAAAUCCUCUAGAGAACAUUUUAGGAGACAUCACUACCGUAGAGUGGUUUCACAGAGGCCAAACUUCUAAUGAAAUCAUCGGAUAUAAGAAUAUAAUCACAGUAGACAGUUAUAGAGACAACUUUCUGACCAUUGGUUUUCGAGACCAAUUUUCGGCGUGCGUGUAACGUAAAUUAUAUUUUAUGAACGUAACUUCAGAACUUUGCGAUUUCGUGAGCGCAUGCGUUACAAAAGAUGUAUUCUAUGAAUAUAAUUGCAGCGCUCUGUUUCGACACUGACAUUUGCGUAUGAAACUUGUCAAUUUUUCACAUAGUUCGAUCCCUAGUAGUCGAGAAAAAGCGAUGGAGAUAGGUUUGUGACAUCGAGCAAGUCACCAGCACAUUUUAGUUUAUGGAUUCGAAAAACGAUAGUGGAAUCACAGCUUAUACGAUAAAUACAACUAAAUUGGAGUAACUGGAAAGCUGGAUACAAACUUAUCUAAUUUAAGUUACGUACCUUCAAAUUAUGAUAAAAUAACGUUGAUCCUAUGGAUAUGACCAGUAAUAAGAGGAACAGCACGAAACUGGAUGUUUGUGAUAUACCUAAUGUAUUCAAUACAGUCGCUAAGAUGACUGCAACUGCAUGUGAAAAUGCGAUUGGAAGGAAACACCUUUCUGCUAAUUCCCAUGUUUGACUGUCAUCCGGUUCUUUAUUUCCACUUGGUAAAGGCAUUUCUGAUUGAACUUUAUUAAUAUUUUAAACAAAUGUAAUCAGUUCCAUUCAAAUGAGAUAUGCGGCUCAGCUAAGAGCCCUAACUGGGCUAACUCUGAGCUAACUUUAAACUUAAAACAGUAUCUAGUCUCAUUGAUCUAUAUUUAACUACAGUGCUGUGUCUUAAGUUCAGAGAUCCUAGCAAAAGUUGAAUAUCUUACAUCAAUAAUAGCUGCUCCUUAACGAAUCAUACUAUGUUUCAUAAAAUGCUUUAUUUAAAUAAAAUUAUACUUAUUGAUCAAUUGAUUUUUACACAUUUCAGUUGAAAAUAAUAGUUACCAUUUCAAAAGCUGUGCAACUUUAAUAUGAAUUUUACGUAUUGAAAUAAGUAAAUAAGUGUACAAAUAUAAGGAAAACGAAAGCUUUCUUUCCAGCAGUUAAACUUUCUUACAAACCAAUUCUGAUGUAUAAUGAUUUAUAAUUGAACUGUCUAAAAUAACUUUCUUCUUGAACAUUUCAAAUUAAAAAAUACAUAUUAUUUAUAAAUAAAUAAUAAUUUCAAAAUGCUAUUUACAUUGUCUGGAUAAUUUCUAUUAGUUACACAUGAUUACAUUCCUGUCUAUUUUAAAAAAUCAAUCUGUAUGUCACUUUCAACAUAAAAAUUGAAUAUAAAUAAAUAUAACGUAUGUAUUCGUAAUUAUUAUUCGUUCGUCUCUUGUUUCGUAAAGAUAUACAGAACGAUAUCGUUGAUGAUAAAAAAAAGUAGUUUACAUUUGUUGAAAUAUAUGGCAUCGAAUCAUUAUUAAAAAAAUGAUUUUCUUUUAAUGUAAACAAUUUGACAGUAAUAAAAAAAACAUUGGUACUAGAGUGGGGUUGGUUAUUGAUUUCCGUGUGGGUGCCAUGUUGGGAGGGAAUACAUGAGGGUGUCUCUCAGUCGCACCGUACGCGGUAGUCUACAGAGAAUAUAAAUAGGAGGGGUAGUUGCACCAUUGACCCAGUGUUGAGUUGACAUACGGUCAGUUCAGUCACUCGAACGUUAUUCAUCUUUAUAAGCUUUUCAACAUUUUUUAUUCAUAUUUGUGAAUUGUUAGAAAUUAUAAAAAAUUUCAGUAAAAGCCUACAAUUUAAUGCAAUCCAAAACACUGCCCUUUCUUACCUACGUUCCAACCAUACAACUUUAUACCUAGUGCGUUUAAGUAUCGCUAUAACAUUUUUCUAACGAAAAUUCUAUAAAAAUUAUUUGUGUCCAGCAACAAGUUUAUACUGCUCGUCGAUUAAUGUGAAUACACGUCUGGUGUUGCGAUUUGAUUUGAUGAUCAUCGGCGUCAUUGAGAAACUGAUGUGCAACGAUAAUCAAGCCUUAGUAGCAGUCAAUUCUUUUAAUGAAAGUACAUUUUUUACAACAUAAAUUUAAUAUAGUUGACUGAUAUUUUUGAGUUAGAAGAACAUAGACAUUUCGGUGAGCAUUAAAAUUGUUUUCUGAUUUGCAAUUUGAAGCGGUAUGUCAGAAACAGCAGGAAUAUCACAGGGGCUGGGCAACCCUUACAAAAUUGUUGAUCAUGCUAGAGAGAAACGGAAAGGAAUCACUGCAUCUUCACUGAAAGAAUUGACUAGUAUUGCAAGAAGUCGUUUGUCUCUGCCCUUGGAUGCAGAACUUACAAUAGUUUUAGAACAAGAUGGCACAGAAGUAGAUGACGAAGAAUAUUUUGCAACUUUAGAAAGAAACACUAGCUUAAUGGUUCUACAUGGAGAUCAGAAAUGGAUAGCAGCUGGAAGUAGUAAGACUGCUUCUCGGUAUAUCGUCGUAGAUGAUGUUGAUAAUAUAGAAAGUGGUUUAAGAGGAGAUGAACUCAGAAGGCGUCGACCCCUAAUAGAACCAUUGGUAUCAUCGUUGCAUGGUGAUCCUUCACAUAUAUCGCUGCUCGGUGGAAGUGAUCUAGAAUUACUCAGUGACAUGGAUCCAGACAGCUUAGCUGACAUAGUACCCGACAGAAUUUUCUUGGAGCAAUUAAAAGAAGCUUCAGGCAGAUUCUUAGCUGAGAAACGACAAGCACAGGAGUCUAUGGCUCUUCUUCAGAUGUACGCAAAUGGUGGAGAGAUGGAGCGAGCGUAGGCCAUGUGGGGGGUGGGCGCCCUCACAUUGGCCAACAUGUAUCGAGUGCGGCGUCGUGUAUUUUACAAAGGUCGCCAAUUGCAACAAACCUUAAUCCUCUUCUGGAAUUGAGCCCAUAACAUUUAUAGCGCAACAUUCUAUUGCGCUACCUACUACCAUUGUGUACCAUUCAUGAAAAUUUGAAUGUGCACAUUGUCAAUGAAAAUAUUAAAACUCUUCUAUGCUGCAUUUUGAAAAGUGCAAUGGAAAUAGGAAGAAGUACAGGAACUAAAAAGUUCCUAUGUUUUACGGAUUGUCAAAAGUUAUUUCUGAAGUAUUUGCAAGUAUCCACUAAAUAUGUGAAUACAUAAAUUUAUUAGCAGAAAAAGUGCAUUGAAAGUUGAUGCUUGUUCAUACUAUAAGUUAAUAUUCUAACAGUAUAUAGUUAUACUUUCUAUUAAUAGUUUUAUUACUAGUAAAUUAUUUUUAGUGUUUUCCUUUUUAUUUUAUGCAAAUCAGUGGCACAAAUAUGUCAGUGUUAUUUAUUUGUAGAGUAUGGCAUAAGGAAUUGCUUUUCUGUAACACGAGGUCUUAAAUACACAUGCAUAGUUGUGUAUGAGCAAUUUAGCUGUUGAAUAAUCUGAAUGUAUCACGUAAAAACCAAAACUAUAUAAAAAUAUUAUGUCAAAGAAAACAUUCCGUCACGAUGUUGUCAUAUCAGUAUUAGCUAAAGUACGACAUAUUUGGUUUAUGAACUUUUGUAUGUAGAUAUAUUAUACCAAACUUUAGUUCAACGAAGAUCGAUGAAAUGUUUAAGACUGAAUU
Messenger RNA from Nomia melanderi (Alkali bee), 4016 nucleotides. The record is from RefSeq and is a predicted model, not a curated record. NCBI's taxonomy places the organism in Eukaryota, Metazoa, Arthropoda, Insecta, Hymenoptera, Halictidae.